Messenger RNA from Haemonchus placei, 1168 nucleotides. NCBI's taxonomy places the organism in Eukaryota, Metazoa, Nematoda, Chromadorea, Rhabditida, Trichostrongylidae. The record is from the annotation of a GenBank genome assembly.
AGCACUUGUGGUAAUCAGGAUGAUUCCACGGUCAUUGUUAGUCUUUGCGUUGCUCCACUUGGGUUUAGGAAAUGUUGUCCAACUAGAUUCGUCCAAUUUUGACGCCAUCACACAGUCAAACGAGGUUGUGUUUGUCAACUUCUAUGCUGAGUGGUGUCGCUUUUCACAAAUGUUGAAGCCGAUUUUCGAUCAAGCAAGUCAAAAGUUCCAAAACUUACCGCAAGGAAAAGUUGUUUGGGCUGCGGUUGAUGCAGAUGCACAAGCCGCCCUUGCAACGCGGUUUCAAGUGAGCAAGUAUCCAACUCUGAAACUAUUCCGCAAUGGAGAAAUAGUGCGAAAGGAGUACAGAAGUCAACGUUCCGUUGAGGCUCUUUCGCAAUUUAUUCAAAAGCAACUGGACUCCGGUCUUCAAGAAAUCUCUAGUUCGGACGAUCUGCAGAGGAAAAUGGACACAGGGAAGCGAAAUGUGGUCGCAUAUUUCCCGCAGCUCAGUGGACCUGAGUACGAGUCUCUCAAAAAGGUUGCGUCUAUUCUACGAGAAGAAUGCACUUUCUACGUUGGAGGUGGCCCAGCUUUUGCUGAUAAAACGCCCCAGGGUCCAAGACUAUAUUUUAAGGGAAGCAAUGUAAGUCGUACUUUCUUAUUCUAUGGUGCACGGAAUUACGAAUUAUUCUUACAGCAAUGGCUGACAGAGCAUUGUAUCCCUCUUGUGCGAGAAAUAACUUUCGAAAAUGCUGAAGAGUUGACAGAGGAAGGAAUUCCUUUCCUCAUUUUGUUCCGCCAUCCUAAUGAUAAAGAAAGCGAAAAAGUGUUCACUGAGGCAGUUAUGCGAGAAAUUCCUGAUCAAAAAGCCGCGAUAAAUUGCCUUGUCGCGGAUGGUGUCAAAUUUGCGCAUCCACUUCAUCACUUGGGAAAAAGGGAGAGUGAUUUACCUUUGAUUGCGAUCGACUCAUUCCGUCAUAUGUACUUAUUUCCGAAUACGAACGAUAUGACCAUGCCUGGAAAAUUGCGGCAGUUCGUUCUUGAUCUUCACAGUGGCAAAUUGCAUCGAGAAUUCCAUAAUGGUCCCGAUCCAGUUGCUCAGCAGACGCAACCACCACCAUCUGUGUUCGAGAAGCUCAAGCCAUCGCAUACAAGAUAUACCCUUCUUGACAAAGAUGAGCUGUAG